GCGGCUGGAAACGUAGCCUGCGCCGGAAGUAGCAAUCUGGACACGGAGCAGGUCUGAGGUACACGGGAGACCCCUCGGGACACCGACAGAAUCCCGGCAGGGUGCGGCGUGGCCAGCUGGGGCCCUGGGCACUCCAUGACAGCCAGAGAGCCCUGAAAGGUGUCGGGACCCCGGGGACGUGGGACAAGGAUAACGAGUGUGAGAGGGUGCAGCCACUAUGGGUGAGCCCCAGGGGUCCAUGAGGAUCCUAGUGACAGGGGGCUCUGGGCUGGUGGGCAGAGCCAUCCAGAAGGUGGUAGCAGAUGGGGCCAGGCUGCCUGGAGAGGAGUGGGUGUUCGUCUCCUCCAAGGAUGCUGAUCUCACGGAUGAUGCACAGACCCGAGCCCUCUUUGAAAAGGUCUGCCCCACACACGUCAUCCAUCUUGCUGCGAUGGUGGGAGGCCUGUUCCGGAAUAUCAGAUACAACUUGGACUUCUGGAGGAAGAACGUUCACAUCAACGACAACGUCCUGCAUUCCGCCUUUGAGGUGGGAGCACAAAAGGUGGUCUCCUGCCUGUCUACCUGCAUCUUUCCUGACAAGACCACCUACCCCAUUGACGAAACCAUGAUCCACAACGGGCCACCGCACAGCAGCAAUUUUGGCUACGCCUACGCCAAGAGGAUGAUCGACGUGCAGAACAGGGCCUACUUCCAGCAGCAUGGCUGCACCUUCACUGCUGUCAUCCCCACCAAUGUCUUCGGGCCCCACGACAACUUCAACAUUGAGGAUGGCCACGUGCUGCCUGGCUUGAUCCACAAGGUGCACCUGGCCAAGCGCAGCGGCUCAGCCCUGACGGUGUGGGGCACAGGGAAGCCUCGGAGGCAGUUCAUCUACUCACUGGACCUGGCCCGGCUCUUCCUCUGGGUCCUGCGGGAGUACACUGAGGUGGAGCCCAUCAUCCUGUCAGUGGGUGAGGAGGAGGAGGUUUCUAUCCAGGAGGCAGCUGAGGCCGUGGUGGAGGCCAUGGACUUCCGCGGGGAGGUCACCUUUGAUACAACCAAGUCAGAUGGGCAGUUCAAGAAGACGGCCAGUAACAGCAAACUCCGGGCCUACCUGCCGGAGUUCCGGUUCACACCCUUCAAGCAGGCUGUGAAGGAGACCUGUGCCUGGUUCACCGACAACUACGAGCAGGCCCGGAAAUGAAGUGCAGUGGUGGGCCAGGUGCUGGCCCCCCACCACGGAGACCCUAGUGGCUGCUCACCUGGCAGAGCCCAGUGGCAGCCCCCCUCAUGCUCAAACCCUACCAGGAGUCAAGGGCGCUGCCCAGCAACUUGGGCCCAUGUUCCACCCCCUCCACCAGGGUGGCUCCAGGCUGCUGUCUGCUGGGGCCACCAUUCACAUCAUUCCUCAGGGAAACCAAGGCUUGGCCAGGCCAGGUGCCUUGCUCCUCAAUGCCAGUGCCCGGGGCCUGAAUGUGCCCACUUCCGAUCUUGCCCUCCUACUCCUGGGAGCCAAUAAAGUACGUUUCACAGGC
This is a messenger RNA of Artibeus jamaicensis (Jamaican fruit-eating bat), 1514 nucleotides long. RefSeq names its product GDP-L-fucose synthase (gene GFUS). The record is from RefSeq and is a predicted model, not a curated record. The coding region runs from base 218 to 1183 and encodes 321 amino acids. NCBI's taxonomy places the organism in Eukaryota, Metazoa, Chordata, Mammalia, Chiroptera, Phyllostomidae. Gene Ontology annotation, biological process: nucleotide-sugar biosynthetic process. The transcript is spliced from 11 exons. Gene Ontology annotation, molecular function: GDP-L-fucose synthase activity.